Molecule: messenger RNA, 2259 nt
Organism: Podospora pseudocomata
Lineage: Eukaryota; Fungi; Ascomycota; Sordariomycetes; Sordariales; Podosporaceae
Exons: 1
Coding region: 1-2259 (752 amino acids)
Biological process (GO): negative regulation of gene expression via chromosomal CpG island methylation
Cellular component (GO): nucleus
Molecular function (GO): DNA (cytosine-5-)-methyltransferase activity; DNA binding
Source: RefSeq, a predicted model, not a curated record
AUGGCCGAAAUCUACAACCCGGGGUCGGUGUCACAGCCACUCGUGAUUGAUGACGACGAUGGCUAUGAGUCGUUGUCAGGUAUCAAGCAUGAGCUUGAGGAGGGUCAUCUUCUUCUCGAAGAAAGAUUCGAUGUCGACGAUGUUUUCGAAGUCGACGAGUACGGCAACGAGGUCAACCCUUUUGAGGAGUUGGACCAGGAGUACCGGGCCGAGGGCCGACUGGAGGGCGACUUGUACGAGGUAAUUGACCUUACCGAAGAUGCCGACGACAACGCGGCAACUUCACGGCCAAGGACGGCGACAGCCAGCGAUGAGGACAUUCUCCAAUACUGGACACUGGACGACGGGCUUCUUCUUACGCCACACAUGACGGUGGAGCUCCGACCUUCCGUGGACCAAGAGGCAAUCGAGUUUCUCCGUAUCCUCUCCAUCGUGAAGAUUACCGAGCCUGAACGAACUUUCGUCGUGCUCCGCGGCUGGGGCUUCCGCAGGAGCCGGAACUUCCAAGGCUGCCUCCCCAAGAAGCUGAACGAGGUUUGCUUGAUCGCCAAGAUGAAAACCUCAGACAAGCGGGGUUGGAAGGAGCAAGCCCUCAUCGACGUGGAUCCCAGGCAGGUGAUGAUGCUCAGGGAUCUCCGGAUGACCAAUGCCGACUUCCCAGAUUACCGGUUCAACGCUAACGAAUAUCACCGGCUGGGCAAGGAGAUGAUCAAGGAGUCUGGGCCUCUCGUCUGCCGGUGGAGGAAAGAGGAGCACCGCCAUCCGAGGACGAAAACCGCCUGCGAGUUCGCCUUUGUCAGGCUAAGCGAGGAUGAGGUUGAUGACCGAUACCGAGUGAAGGACGCACAGAUGGUGAACAGGUGGAGAGGGGGUGUUGUCCCUGGUGGCUCACACAUCCCCAACCGGGACAGCCCCGGUCUAGUUCUCGACCUCGAGGACGAAGGGUCAGAACAGGCCAGUGAUCUCCAGCCCGGGCAGCGCUAUACUGCCGCGGAUAUUUUCGCCGGUGCGGGUGGCGCCUCUCGGGGUAUCGAGCGCUCCGGUUGCCGACUUCUGUUUUCUCUCGACCACUGGGAGCCCGCCGCGAGGUCCCUCCGUCGCAAUUUCCCCGGCACGCAUAUCUACCAAAAAGAGGUAACCGACUUUGUGACCGAAGAUCUCCCGCCCGAGCAUUCCUACCCGGACAUCCUCCACCUCUCCCCUCCGUGUCAGUUCUGGUCCCCGGCUCACACCGUCGCCGGGAAAGAUGACGAGAAGAACAUCGCUGUCCUCUUCAGCUGCACCGACCUCAUCAAGAAGCUCCGCCCCAGGGUUUUCACGGUGGAGCAAACAUUCGGUCUCGUCCACGAUCGUUUCCGUCUGUAUUUCCACACCUUCCUGCAAGGUUUCACCUCGCACGGGUACUCCCUCAGGUACAAAAUCCUCCACCUGAACCAGUACGGCCUCGCCCAAACCCGUCGCCGGCUGGUCAUCAUCGGUGCUGGGCCAGGCGAGAAGCUUCCCCCGUUUCCUCCCCCUACCCACUCCAAAACACCCGAGGUCGACGGCCUGAAGCCUGUCGUGACCCCCUACCAAGCGUUGUUGGCGAUCAAGCGUAUCAAAAGCGGCCAUCCGAUGCACAAUCUGGCCACCGUUCAUCGGUUUGACCCGCCCAAGCGCCCUUGGGAUCCGAGCAAGCCGGUCAACACGAUCACCUGCUCUGGCGGCCAGAAUUACCACUGGUUGGGGGAGAGGCAAUUCACUGAUCUGGAAUAUGCUGUGCUGCAGGGGUUUCCACGCUGGCAUCAGUUUUCCGAAACCAAUGUCAAGAAGCAGAUCGGCAAUGCUUUCGCGCCGUCGGUGGUGAGGGUGCUAUACGAGCAUCUCAUCCGCUUUUUGAGGAAGCAGGACGGGGUGGCUGGCAGCAACUUACCUCCUUCGUCCUCGUCGGGUGACAGUUCCCCUAUUGCAAUCCCAGACUCGGACGAGGAGAGGGACGAGCUCCAGUUUCUGGGCCUGGGGGGCCUGGGCACAAAGGACCAGCCGAUGAAGUUGGAUGAUGAGGAGGUGGAGUACCUGGGGGAGUCCGCGAGGGGGUGGUCAGCAACGAUGACUGGACGGUGGGACGGAGGGAGGGAGGGGGUUGGCAGGCGGGCGAGGUGUGAGGCCCGGGGGUAUGAAGUUGAUACGGACGGGUGGCCGGAGUAUAGGGAGGAGGACUUUAUGGAGUUGGAUGCGGGGACGAUGCAGGACCCAGUGGUUAUUGAUUGGGAGACGUGA